AUGCGAGUGUCGUCAUCUGAGGGACUCCAUGCCCACUAUUCGACCACACGCGCACCAUCGUAUACGUCAGCACCACAACACUCGCUUUCAACACAAGUUUUUGAUGCUCCAAUACAGUCGUUGCAAUACGAGCAAGGUUGGAAUGCGAGAAGGGCUCAAGCAAGGAUCCAACUCAAGCAGACAGUGGCGAGUACAAUAGCUCAGCGAGAGCCUCCAGGUCACAGUACAUACGCCAUAACUCUAUCGACACUACCGAGAAUGUCUCCAUCACCUCUGGCCCAAUCUCGAGCGGUUCACGAUCGGACUGAUUCAGGUGAACGAUAUCUACCCAGAAAUAAUCACCCCACGAGCAAUCCUCCUCAGUUACUCGAACGGCCUUCUAGUGUUGGUGGCACGACCGGACAGGCUGAUCGUUACAGUCUUGACACUAGGUCCUCCAGGCAUUUGAGGACAGAUUCGAGCUCAUAUCACUCUGGGCGCGAUUCUGCUAUUCGACGGCCCAGAUCAGGCUGUUCCGAUCAGUCGUACACCUUGCAGGCUAUACCUCCCAUGCGAACGAUGUUACCAUCACCAUACCAGCAUCACUACCCAAAUGUCGCUUUCCAUCAACAUCAAUAUGACAUUGCUGUAGGCCAGUCAGCUCGAUCGAUGAACUCAAAAACUGUUCCAGCCUCACGCACAUCAUCUCUGCCCAUAUACAACAUGAUGGUUGAUACACAUUCACCUCGCUCCUCGCCAAGGCCAAAGCCGCAAAGAUACUACAGUCAGGUCGAGAGAGCACACAUCGAAUCUCUCGCUGCCCUUACAGCAUCGUCUCAUGAGCACACAUCAAACCAUCGCAGAUCUCCCCCCGUAGUCACAUUCACGCACGAGUCAUGGUUGAAUGCAAAUCCGCACUAUGAAUAUGUUAAGCACCCCAUCUCCAACCAACAGCAUUCUCGCUCGCGGUCCAGUGCUACAAUUCCUCAUCGCGUUCGUUCCCCGCCGCAGAAAGACAGAGCAAUGAGUGUCGACAUGGCUACGUACACGCAGAGUCUUGAGAAACGGGCCAUGCCUAGCCGAGAGAAUCUCACGAUGUGGAAAUUGGAGCGGGAAACAGCGAAGCUGGGAUUUGCGGAUAAGCACAGAGCUCUGGUCAAAGAGAGAGUGAGGAGGGCUAAUGAACUCGAGAGUGAGAAAGAGAAAGAGCUGAUGAUGAUUCGGGAAAUGUCCGCCGACGAGGAUGAGAAGGGAAGCGAGAAAGAAGGGGGGUGUUUGAGUGGCUUGUUCAGAAGGUUUCGCUUGGGAAAAAAGUGAGCGAUAUGGCGGAAUAUGGGUCUUUCGGAUUGCGAGGAACGUACUAUACCCCCUUUUUGGGCUCCUUGGGUUUCGGGUUGUUUAUGAACGAGCGGUAUUGCAGGUAAUGGUAAUACGAAAAUUUGGAGAGCGUUUCGGUAUAUAGCUCGAGAUUUGGUCGCCGGAAUGUCGGAUGAACGUAG
Molecule: messenger RNA, 1478 nt
Organism: Dothidotthia symphoricarpi CBS 119687
Lineage: Eukaryota; Fungi; Ascomycota; Dothideomycetes; Pleosporales; Dothidotthiaceae
Exons: 1
Coding region: 1-1296 (431 amino acids)
Source: RefSeq, a predicted model, not a curated record